AUGAGAUUUCAAGCAAUAUAAAGUUUACUACACAAUGAAAUUGACGAAUUUUCAUCCAAAAAUGAUCAUCAGAAAAAAGAUCUUAAUCAAAUACCAAAAUAGAUUGAAUGCAACAAAGGAUUUUCAAUGUGUGGAGUUUAAGUAAUAAAUAACAAGAAUUCUAUUACAAAUAUCAAGGAUAUCUAUUCACUUAUUCGAGAUCAUGACCCAAUGAAGAUAAGCUUGAUCAAGUAAACAAUUAAAGAGGAAAUGGUAACUCCAAAAACUAAGUAAAAUCAUGAUUAUAAUACAGAGCAAAAUAUUGACUUGAUUAAACAAAAUUUGCUAGAAUAGAUUCCAGAUUAUAGAAGAAAAGGAAGUCUUGUGCUUUCUGACAAUAGAGAUAAAGAGUUUCUUUAUGUGAACCCAUCUAGUGGUAAAAUUUACAGGUCAUAUGAUGAAAAGGGAAAUCGUUAUUUAAGAAGUGACAUUUUAUACAAAUCAAUUUCAAGGGAUAUGAGAAAAUACUUCUCAAAAGACUUCAAUGCUGUGACUGGAUUUAUCUUAAUAAAAAAUCGUCAAGAAAAACAAUUCUUUAUCAGACAGAUUGCUGUUUACCUCAAAUACAGAUUUCCUGAAUUGUGUACCAAAUUCUAAGAUUAGGAAUGGUAAAUGAAUGAUGAGAAGCAAUUAAUUCCAAAUGAUUUGAUGUUUUUCUUCGGCUGUUUGAUAUAUCCUAAAGAAAUGUAUAAAUCACUUCACAACGAUUAUGAUUAAAAUGAAGAAAUCAACCCAAAACAAUAAAGCUAAGAUUGCAAAAUCAAGAUGAGCAUGAUAUCUGAUUCUAAAAUGAAAAUGCUUCAUGAAUCGCUCUACUCAUUUUCUUUAGAAAAGCUAUAUGACUUGAUAAACACAGAACUCUAUGCUUAUUUUUUUUGCUAUUAUUUUUCAAAACAAGUCCUGACAACCGACUACAUCGAAAAUAAAAUAUAUAAUUUAGAUGAUUCUGUUGGAAGUCAUUACCCUGCUUUUGUUAUCGCAUAUAAUCUUCUUCUUUAACUAAGCUAACUUACUUUGAUUAGUGCCAUUAAAAAAAUUAAGGAGAAUCCGAAGAACAUAUAAUACAAAGUUCAAAUGAAAAAUUAUAUCCAACUAAAGACAAAACCCAUGAUUCUUUUUAAGCAUGUUCCUAAUUCAAACAAAAAAUUUGAUUAAUCUAAAUCUAAGUCCAAACAAAGGAAAAAUAUGACUAAAAGAUUUUCUGGCACGAAUAUUGAUAUAUUAGAGAAUAAAAUUUGCAAAUAGAAAAAAUUUAAUUUGUAUGUAUGA
Stylonychia lemnae is the source of this 1308-nucleotide messenger RNA. The record is from the annotation of a GenBank genome assembly. Lineage: Eukaryota; Ciliophora; Spirotrichea; Sporadotrichida; Oxytrichidae.